AUGGCAGCCAAGAAACUCCUCUUCAUCUUGUCUGUCCUUGCCACCCUUGUGGCGCUGGAGACGACAUAUGCUCACUGCGGCGAGAGCUCCACCCAUGGCGAGCUGCAUUUUUCCCACGGCCUAAGCCUCCCUGGUCUGGACUCCUGUCAUGGCGCCGACACCGACCUCGCCGGUGGCAUGAAGAUCGGCGUGGACGACGUGGUGAAAGCAUGGUACAUGGACGAUGUCGCCGUCGCUGAGAACGAAGAUCAGAGGCUCCCCCAUCACCGUCAGCCUGACGAGGCCGUCCCGCUUGCAAAACUACUUGACCUCGGAAUCGUGGCGCUGCGGCUAGAUGCAGAGAACCAUGAGCGGGACGAGAACCUCACGACAAUGCGUCAAGAGAGGGGUUACUUGCACAUGGACAUAAUUGAAUUAACCCCAGAGAAGAUGCCAAAUUAUGAGGCGAUGAUCAAGAGGUUCUUCGAAGAGCACCUCCACACCGAUGAGGAAGUUCGUUAUUGUCUCGACGGCAGCGGGUACUUCGAUGUAAGGGAUGAGGAUGACCAGUGGGUCAGGGUGUCACUGAGCAAAGGAGGCCUCAUUGUCGUACCGGCUGGAAUUUACCACCGUUUCACGUUGGACAGCAACAACUAUAUAAAGGCGAUGCGUCUCUUUUCCGGAGGGCCGGACUGGACAGCCUAUAACCGUCCCCACGACCAUCUGCCGGCAAGGAAAAAUUAUCUGGCCGCAUUGCAUUCGGGAAGAGGAAGCCAGCAAGACAGACACAGUUAUUAAUCCGGUGUUAUUAGCGUUUGAUCAACCC
Lolium rigidum is the source of this 805-nucleotide messenger RNA. Its product is annotated as 1,2-dihydroxy-3-keto-5-methylthiopentene dioxygenase 3-like. NCBI's taxonomy places the organism in Eukaryota, Viridiplantae, Streptophyta, Magnoliopsida, Poales, Poaceae. The record is from RefSeq and is a predicted model, not a curated record. Gene Ontology annotation, molecular function: acireductone dioxygenase [iron(II)-requiring] activity. The transcript is spliced from 7 exons. The coding region runs from base 1 to 777 and encodes 258 amino acids.